UGUGUGUCGGAUAGAAAGUCAGCCUGGUUUCCAGCUGAGUGCUUGCUCUCUCACAGUGUGUGUGUGUGUUGUCAUUAUUAUCCACUCUGCUCCCAGCUCAGAAUGGCCAGAUUCACUCAGACUGAAACAAGAAGGCAGCACCAUCCACAGCAGCCCCAGCCCUCUCACUCCAGCCUGGUUUUCACCGGACCGGGGGCACCACCGACCCAACAACCACUACUACUUAUCCCACAUCAGCACCAGUACCCUCAGAUCACAUUUCCGAAACCCAUGAACGGGUCAGAACCCAUUUCAAUUCAUCCGGAGAGCGGCAACAUGAAAGACCAAGAUGCCAUUAAACUGUUUAUCGGGCAGAUACCGCGGAACUUGGAAGAAAAAGACCUGAAACCCCUGUUUGAACAGUUUGGGAAAAUCCACGAACUGACAGUUCUCAAGGACCGAUACACCGGCAUGCACAAAGGUUGUGCAUUUCUCACCUACUGCGCCCGAGAGUCGGCCAUAAAAGCCCAGAACGCCCUCCACGAACAGAAAACACUGCCAGGGAUGACUCGCCCCAUCCAGGUGAAACCAGCUGACAGCGAGAGCCGUGGAGAAGACAGGAAGUUGUUUGUUGGGAUGCUGAACAAACAACAGACCGAGGAGGAUGUCUACCGCCUCUUCGAGCCUUACGGAGUCAUCGAAGAGUGCACGGUCCUAAGAGGUCCUGACGGAAACAGCAAAGGUUGCGCCUUCGUUAAGUUCUCCACACACACCGAGGCUCAGUCUGCAAUCAGCGCGCUCCACGGCAGCCAGACUAUGCCAGGUGCUUCCUCUAGCUUGGUGGUCAAAUUCGCCGACACAGACAAGGAGCGCACCAUCAGACGUAUGCAGCAGAUGGUUGGGCAGUUUGGCAUCUUUAACCCAGCCAUCGCCCUUCCCUUCAGCACCUACAGCUCUUACGCACAUGCGCUCAUGCAGCAGCAGGCAGCCAUCAUGGCAGCAAGCCACGGAGGUUACCUCACGCCUAGUGUGGCUUUCCCCGCCACACAGAUCCACCAGAUGGGGGCGCUCAACAUCAACAGCCUCCCGCCCACCCCCAUGACCCCGGUGUCGGGUGAGUUUCAUCAAACCCUGGGCCUCAGUUCUCCACCAGCCAACAUCACCACCUCCGCUGUACCCAGCAUCGUCACGCCUAUCGUCAACGGAUUCACCGGCAUCCCUCAUCAGCCCAACGGACACCCUGCCGUGGAGACCGUUUACACCAACGGCCUGCCGCCCUACUCCACCCAGAGCCCCACUGCUGCCGACACCCUCCAGCAAGCCUUCACUGGUGUACAGCAGUACACAGCGAUCUACCCGGCCACUACGCUGACUCCCAUUGGCCAAACGCUGCCCCAACCAGCACAGGUCAUCCAGCAGCAGCAGCAGAGAGAAGGUGAGGGUCCAGAGGGUUGUAACCUGUUCAUCUACCACCUGCCACAGGAGUUUGGAGACAAUGAACUCAUGCAAAUGUUUCUGCCCUUCGGUACCGUCAUCUCCUCUAAGGUCUUCAUGGACAGGGCAACCAACCAGAGCAAGUGCUUUGGUUUUGUGAGCUUCGACAACCCUGCUAGCGCACAGGCAGCUAUUCAAGCCAUGAAUGGCUUUCAGAUUGGGAUGAAGAGGUUGAAAGUCCAGUUAAAGAGACCGAAGGAUGCCAGCCGCCCUUACUGACACAGCCUACCUUCAGUAUUCAUCGCAGCAGCACAGGUUUUAGAGGACACGUGAAGAUAUUAUCUUUGGAGGAGUUCAACUUUUUUUUUCUCUCUCUCUUUGAAAGCAAAAUAUGUUUUAAAAAAAAAUCAACACAUAUGGAAUUUUUGAAGACAUAUCAGCAUUUACUUAUGAAGAUGUAGGUUACGGCAGAAGAGGAAGAUGCGAAGUGAGGAGGCGCUUCACCGGGGGACGUUAACAGUAACAGAUGGCACAGUGCAAGAAAGACGAGAAGAAAAAAAAAACUGGAAAAAAAGAAGUGAUGAAACUGAACAACAGAACUUUUUCUUGUUGAGACUUGAAUUGUUAAUUAAGCAACAAACUAACAAACGAAAAGCAGCAACAACAAAUAGAUUUCUAUAUACAUAUUAUAUACACACAUAUAUAUAUAUAAGGAAAGAGGCGCUUGUGGCUUUUACUGUACUGGACAAAUGAGGGUUCAAACUUGAAGAUCAAAAAAAAAACCAGUGGAAAAAAAGAAACUAUUCUAUAUGUCCACUGAC
Messenger RNA from Pundamilia nyererei, 2234 nucleotides. RefSeq names its product cugbp, Elav-like family member 5a (gene celf5a). The coding region runs from base 103 to 1692 and encodes 529 amino acids. The transcript is spliced from 12 exons. NCBI's taxonomy places the organism in Eukaryota, Metazoa, Chordata, Actinopteri, Cichliformes, Cichlidae. The record is from RefSeq and is a predicted model, not a curated record. Gene Ontology annotation, molecular function: RNA binding.